Messenger RNA from Anisakis simplex (herring worm), 1116 nucleotides. The record is from the annotation of a GenBank genome assembly. NCBI's taxonomy places the organism in Eukaryota, Metazoa, Nematoda, Chromadorea, Rhabditida, Anisakidae.
AUGCUUCCUUCAGCUUCAACGCUUCCCGAUACCAAAGAUGGCUUGUAUGUCUAUAGAAUGGCGAGGAAGAAGAUCACGAAAAAACGAAGAAUACGACGGCGAAAUAUUUCACAACGAUGUCUGAAAGCGAGUGAUUUUCGUCUUGUCACUGAAUUCUAUAUCAAUGGUUAUGGUGCAGUUCCGGUGAUUGCAGGCGAUCCAAGGAUAUUGCCUAGUGAAGCUCAAUUAUUCGUAGCUAGAAAAGCAAAACUGAUGCGGCCACGUGCGAUUUGCAUCUGUGAUGGAUCGCAAGAGGAGAGGACGAAUUUCAUCGAGAAUAUGCAACGGAAAGGAUUCAUGAAACAACUAGAAGCCCUCAGAGAGUGCUAUUUAGUGAUGACAGAUCCACGAGAUGCCAUAGCGCAGAAUUACCAACAGAAUAUCGUUACUCCAAAGCGAGAACGUCUCGAAACAAGAACUCAUGAUGUGAUACCGAGAUUUGCGAAAUGGAUGUCGCCGGUCACUUUUAAUCUCGAGCUCGUUGAUCGUUUUAGCGCAGCUAUGUUUGGUCGUGUAAUGUACGUAAUACCGUUUUCGUUGGGUCCAAUUGGUUCAAAGAACUCGCUCAACUGCAUCCAAAUAACCGAUAGUGAAUAUGUGGCCAUAAUGACAAGUAUUUGCGCACGGGUGUCCUCGUCGGUGUGGGAUAGUAUGGAAAACGGGAAUUUCAUCGGGUGUGUUCAUUCAGUUGGUGUUCCUCGACCCGUAAACCUCAAUAACGCCACCACCAAUUGGCCAUUUGCACCAUACGCAAAAUUUAUGGCACUGGACGUUGAGAAGCGUGUAAUUUGGUCAGUUGGUUGUGGAUGCGAAGAUGCGAUUCUCUGCAAAACAGAGGCUGCAUUGCGAAUGGCUUCUCUUGUCGGUAAAAGAGAACGGUGGCUAGCCGAGCGUAUGACCGUAAUUGCGAUUACAGCUCCAGACAAAUCUGAGCAUUUUAUUGGUUUGGCUGGUCCAGAUGGUUCAGGGAAAACAACUCUUGCAUUCAUGCAACCAACUCUACCCGGUUGGCAGGUAUUAUCGCUCAUAAUCAGCGACUUCUGGAGAACUAUUCCGAUGAGUUGGUACCAUUCCUAA